Notolabrus celidotus (New Zealand spotty) is the source of this 425-nucleotide messenger RNA. Its product is annotated as histone H2B 1/2-like. Gene Ontology annotation, cellular component: nucleosome. Lineage: Eukaryota; Metazoa; Chordata; Actinopteri; Labriformes; Labridae. The coding region runs from base 10 to 381 and encodes 123 amino acids. Gene Ontology annotation, molecular function: structural constituent of chromatin; protein heterodimerization activity; DNA binding. The record is from RefSeq and is a predicted model, not a curated record. The transcript has a single exon.
CUCAAAACGAUGCCUGACGCCGUGAAAGCGCCCAAGAAGGGCUCCAAGAAAGCCGUCACAAAAUCUGCUGCGAAGAGCGGUAAGAAGAGGAGAAAGACCAGGAAGGAGAGCUAUGCUAUCUACGUCUACAAGGUACUGAAGCAGGUCCAUCCUGAUACCGGUAUUUCCUCUAAGGCUAUGGGGAUCAUGAACUCCUUCGUGAGUGACAUCUUUGAGCGCAUUGCUGGGGAGGCCUCCCGACUGGCUCACUACAACAAGCGCUCCACCAUCACCUCCAGGGAGAUCCAGACCGCCGUUCGUCUCCUCUUGCCCGGUGAAUUGGCAAAACACGCCGUGUCUGAAGGCACAAAGGCUGUGACCAAGUAUACCAGCUCCAAGUAGACUGCUUAACUGUAAACCAACCCAACGGCUCUUUUAAGAGCCAC